Molecule: messenger RNA, 639 nt
Organism: Oryza sativa Japonica Group (Japanese rice)
Lineage: Eukaryota; Viridiplantae; Streptophyta; Magnoliopsida; Poales; Poaceae
Source: RefSeq, a predicted model, not a curated record
UGUGCAUCCUUUCCCUACACCACCACAUCGAUAACAUUCGAUCACAUUCGGCUAGUAACCAAGCAGUUCUUACGCUAGAGCUAGCUCGAGCAAUGGUGAAGUGGGCAGCUGUGAUGGAGAUGCUUCUGCUGACGGCAGCAGCGACGGCGGUAGCGGUGGUGGCGGCGCAGUGUGACCCUGAGCAGCUAUCGGCGUGCGUGAGCCCGAUCUUCUACGGGACGGCGCCAUCAGAGUCGUGCUGCUCCAACCUACGCGCACAGCAGAAGGAGGGGUGCCUCUGCCAGUACGCGAAAGACCCGACGUACGCGUCCUACGUCAACAACACCAACGCACGCAAGACCAUCGCCGCCUGCGGCAUCCCCAUUCCCAGCUGCUAGGCUCGAUCUCCCGCCGCCGCCGGCCAUGAUGCGUACGUGGCAUAUAUACGCGUGGUGUGUACGUGCGCUUGAAGAAAAGGGCGUGAGUUUGAAUUAAUAAUUAUCCAGUACGCGAUGUUUGAUCGAUCGAUGAUGUGCCUUUUUUUUUUGGUAUUUGAAGUUUGAACUCUGAAUUUCAUCUUGUGUUAAUUGGAGUAUGAUAGCUGUGUGUACAUUCGUUUUGGAGGUAGAGGCCGGUUUAAUUCAUUAUCUGUUCUAGGCU